UACUAAUAGGGAUAUUCGUUGUCCGAUGGACAAAUCGCAAAGCCGGCAGUUGGCUGACAGUUUGCGUUUAGCGGGCGCUUCGUCUGCACGCCGAUAAUUCUUGCGGAAUUGCGCUAAGUCGCCAGUGUCUCGUUCCAUAUGCCCAUACACGUGUAACUAUUAACAGUGUCACUUUGGUACUAUAAACAAAGGACCAUAAUGAGUGGCUGACUCAUACUUAAAGUUCUUUAGUGCAAACAAGGCAAACGAUGUAUGAGAAGAGGACGUAUUUUAUUCAAUGUUCUCGUUAAUGAACUGUUUUUGUGUUCUGUGACGAUAACCCAGCAACUAUGGUUCUCCAAAAACAAUGCUGUACUGUUUUUGUAUAUGAUGAUGAGGUGUAAACAGACGUGGUAAGAGUCGGGCGAAAUGAAUUCGGACGUGCAUCGGCACCAGGCGCACCCGCCGCUUGCACAGCACGGCGUUCACGCGGGUGCGCAGAGCGUGGGCCCCUGCGGCUGGUACUCUGCGUCGGCGGCGCCCGCUCCCACUGCGCCGGCACGCCUCAAGCGCGCCCAGCCGCCGCACCAGUUGCCGUCCGGAGGUGGUGUGAGCGGCAGUAAUGGACCACACGCACCACUCUCGCCCACCGCAUUGCAAAAUUCCGUUCCACACAAUAAUUUAAUGUCAUCGUCGGUGCGGACGGCGGCUCCCUCUGGACCUGUAUCCAAUUCUAUGCAUACUUCACAGACAUCGCCAGUGGUGUCUAAAGGCGCUAGCGAUGUGCUGGUCAACUCGUCAGCAAUUCAGAAUCCACCAGCGGUUGGCACAAGACUCAUGAAUAUGACUCAGUGGCCGUGGCAUCAUGGUGCGAUAUCUCGGGAGCGAGCAGAGGCGUUACUCUCUGGCUCCCCGGACGGUGUAUUCCUGGUGCGAGAAAGCACCAACUUCCCUGGUGACCAUACACUCUGUGUACGAUUCCGCGGGCGCGUCGAGCAUUACCGAGUAAAAUGGGCAACAGUGCCAGAGAGUCAGAACCAACGUCUGACUAUAGAUGAUGAAGAGUUUUUCGACAAUAUGACAGAUUUAAUUCACCAUUACCUACAAGAUGCUGAUGGACUGUGUACAAAAUUGGUGCGGUGUCUGCCCAAAGCAGCGCCAAACGGUGCUAACAAUGGCUCGUUACCGCCAUAUCCACCUCACCCACAACAACCACCACCAUAUCCGCCCACGCCGAGCGUGUCGAGUGCACUCAGCUCGGGCCACUUCCAGCACACGUACUCGAGCCAGCCGCCCGCUGCCGCUCCCGCUCCCGCGCCCGCUACUGCUUCGACGAAUUGUACGGUACCAGUGUCUGCUUCCGCAGACCAGACCGACAGCGCUUUGCAACCACAGAAAUUCGUCGACGCACGCUGGCGAAUAGACGAACGAGAUUUGGAAAUACGGGAAAAUAUUGGGAAAGGCGAAUUCGGUGAUGUAAUGCUCGGAAUAUUGAACGGCACGCAAAAAGUUGCCGUCAAAAUAUUAAAGGACCGAGAGGCAGCCAGCAAGUUCCGCGCUGAGGCCAGUGUUAUGGCGUCUCUGAAGCAUGACAACCUGGUGCGUCUGCUAGGGCUGGUGUUCAGCUCCAACGGCAGCACAUGCAUAGUGACGGAGCACUGCGCACAGGGCUCACUGCUGGACUACCUGCGCAGCCGCGGCAGACACUAUGUCACGCAGCUCAACCAAAUUAACUUUGCUUACGACGCGUGCUGCGGCAUGGAGUACCUGGAGCGGCAGCGCGUGGUGCACCGCGACCUGGCGGCGCGCAACGUGCUGGUGUCGCACGAGGGCACGGCCAAGGUGGCCGACUUCGGCCUCGCGCGCACCGACCACGCGCUCGACGACCCCGCUGACGCCGCGCGCCUGCAGGCCAAGCUGCCCAUCAAGUGGACUGCGCCCGAGGCGCUCAAGUACAAUAAAUUUUCAAACAAGUCUGAUAUGUGGAGUUUCGGUAUUCUUCUUUGGGAAAUCUAUUCAUUUGGAAGAGUGCCGUAUCCGAGAAUUCCGCUGGCGGAGGUGGUGCGGCACGUGGAGCGCGGGUACCGCAUGGAGGCGCCGGAGGGCUGCCCGGCGGGCCCGUACGACGUGAUGCGCGCCGCCUGGCACGCCGACCCCGCGCAGCGGCCCACCUUCGCGCACACGCGCCGCUCGCUCGCCGCCAUCCGCGACGCCGCGCACCACCAGCACCAUCCGCAGCACCCGCAGCACCCGCAGCACCCGCCCCAUCCGUGAGUGCUAUAUGGUGCGUCAGCCGAGGACUGCAUAUGUUAAUAUAUAUUUUUUAGUUAAGUGAUGUGCUGUGAAGGUUGCGAACUAUAUUUUAUAUAUUACUCAAAAUGUAAGUACUAAAUUAUUUUAAUAUUUUAAAGACACUCCCUCGCUUAAGUAAUGUAGACUAAUUAGUGUAAAAUAUUGGUGUGUCGCGAGAAAAUUAUGUGAGAUGGUAGUAAAAUACACAUGUUAUUACAGGGCUUUUAGUUGUAAGUCCUUUAAAUUAGGAUUUCGACCCUGCGUUUUAGUAAUUUCAUGUUUAUUAUAGUAGGUCAAUUGAUGAGAGAUAAAUAAUAGUAGGCGGUUCAGACUAGAGUGGAUCAUCCCACAAUCAACGACAAUUGUCUCUCUUUGGCCACAGUGAUAAUAAGAGGUCAUACAUACAUUUUACCAGUGAAUUAGUUUAAUUAUAUAAUAGACGCCAUAAAAAAAUACAAAUUGAAUAUAAGUAUUAAUUUCAAAGAAUAAAUAUGUUGAUUCCCCCUAUGAGGCUAGUUCUACUAAAAGCUCUGUAUGUAUUGAUAUUUGUUGUUGGCCUAAUUUACGAAUUAUUCUUUAUGUAUCGUCAGGAUUCCACCCAAUAUGAACAUUGGUCGUGUGUCGGUACUAUGGUACUGUCUAGUCAAAGUAAAGAUGUUUUGUACGAUAAUUAGUUUUCAUAUUAUUUACAACAUUAAGGUGACUGAUAACAUAGGACUUAAAGAAUUACAUAAUGUAUUUAUGUCAGUAUGUAGGAAUUUAAACAUCGCUUGCUGAUGCAAUACACAAAGGUCUCUCAGAAUGGCCACAUAAAAGUUUAUAUCAUGAUCAUACACUUUUGUUAAACGGUGAAGACUAAUUUUGUAUUUAAAAAUAAUUCCAACAACAAUGUUACCCUGAUACAUCAUCAACAAUCAUUACUGCAAAGAAUGAGGUGUAAUAAAGCCAUGUUUUCAGUUUGAUGUAGAGGAAAAAAUAUAGACCAUUUUAAUAAAUAAAUCUUCAUUAGUACGUAAUGUAAUCCAAUACAUUGAUCAUGAUAAUAAGAUAACUUAGCCCUAAAAUAAUUCCAAGUUGCAAAUGCCAACUUUAAGGUUGUGUGUUAAUGUAAAUUAUAGUUACUUUAUUAAUAUUUCUCAUGAAAAAUAAGAAUUUAAUGAAUGUCAUGAAAUGUUCCAUAAUAUAAACGAUACCUACUUAAUAUAAUUACGUGCGUCUGAAAUAUGUAUGAGUGCACAAUAUGUAUGAAUUCACUGACAUUCAGUUUUAUUUAAAUGGAAUUAUAUUUAAUUAAAGCUAAAUAUAUUAUUCAAGGUAUAUGCAAAAGUCGAGAUGCUAAAGUAUGGGAAAACGCGGCUUAUUUUUUUUUAUUAAUAAGGGGCAUAUUACACUAAAAAAUCAUAAUUAUGUAUAUUGUCUAUAAUACAAACAAAAAUGACUAGCUGAUAUCUAAACAACAAGAUUAAUCCUUUGUAGUUUAGAACAUUUUACUAAUAUCUAAAAUGUAUCACUAGCAUGUAAAAUUGGCAAAUAGAAUUUGAUUCUAUAAAUUUCAUAGUGUAAUAUACCAAAAGCAUUUAUCUAUUUUUGACUGUAACUGCCGUCAUUAUAGUACCUAACUAUACUACACUUACUCGUAUUGCAUAUAUCAAGUUUAGUUUUACAAAAACCAAAUAGAAAUGUACAGUAAAUUGGAUGGAUGGACUAAGAACUGACAUAAAGGAUUUUAUUACAUUUUCUUAUUAUAAUUUCUAUACUAAAAUAAAUUGGAUGUCUAGUAUAGUGUAUGUUGUGGAUUCAGAAUGAUCGAAGGAUUAGAUUAUGAUUUUGAAUCUCACUUUUAUGACAAAAUGUAUUAUUAAAUUAUAACAGUAUAGUUGGUUGCGUAUCUCAACAUUGGUAAUCAAUGUGAGAUUAUACGGGCUUGUCCACAGAUUUUAUAUGAAAAAAUAAUUAGAAUAGAAAAUCCUAAAUUUAUAAUAUUUGAAAUAUUUACUUAGUCUAUGUUAUUAUUACGAUUUAGUGUUGUCUUAUAAUGCGGAAUUAAACAUUUUUAAAACACAAAUUUUGAAUAUUGUCAAUAUUAUAUUUAAAAUUUUCUCUUUGUCUUAUAUAUCUCUCCUUUGUUUUAAUUAAAAUUAAAUUUCGCACUCUAAAUAGAGCUCAUUUAAUAAAACUGUGCACUCGAUUUAAAGAAGCAACCAUAAACAUUGUUAAGGUGCCGAAAUAUUUUUGUCUAGUAUAUAUGGUAGAUAGCUUCAUAUUUACGAUAAGUAUUCGACCUCAUUCAUUGAUUAUUUUUUAAAUUAGAGACCAUUAUGUAUUUUUUUUUUGUAUUGGUUUGAUUUAUAAUAUUUUGUUAUUGAAUAAAAGUCAUUGAUUAUUGAAUUAUACUAAAAGCAUAUAAGACAACAUUUUUACGUUAUUUAAAAAGUCUGGUUCCAUGACCAUAAUUAUUAUGAAGAGAAUAUUUGUUUAUGUAAUGUAAUCUUAUGCAAUACUAGCUUUAAGUGUUAAAUUGUUUUUUACGGUUUAUUUAUGGUCAGCCUGCAAGUGGUGAGAAAUGAUCCACCCAACGGUCCAUUUCUUUUCUGCCAAAGUAUGUUUAAUAUAAUCUUUUAAAUAUUUUCACGUCUUCCUAUUUUCAUGAUUUUGUAGUUAUCAUAAAUAUAAACUUUGUGCUAGUCUCAAGGUUUCGUUUUAUUCAUGCGGACUGAUGUAUUUACAGUUGUAUUUUUUUAAUUAUAAAUAAGGAAAUGAAAAUCUCAGUUUUUGUUUAUAACUGUAACUAUUUUAUUCCUUCACUGUACAUAUGUGUAAUUUUAAAGUAUAAAAUGUAUAAAUAACAAAAUAUAAAUCUGCAACAAA
Galleria mellonella (greater wax moth) is the source of this 5139-nucleotide messenger RNA. It is a transcript of the gene Csk, whose product is annotated as tyrosine-protein kinase CSK. The record is from RefSeq and is a predicted model, not a curated record. The transcript has 16 exons. Lineage: Eukaryota; Metazoa; Arthropoda; Insecta; Lepidoptera; Pyralidae. Gene Ontology annotation, biological process: protein phosphorylation. The coding region runs from base 409 to 2253 and encodes 614 amino acids. Gene Ontology annotation, molecular function: ATP binding; protein tyrosine kinase activity.